CCUGUGCUGAAUGCAUUAGUCUAAUGAGAUGUUUGCAGCCGGAGAGCAGGGCUGCUGGAAACGAACUGUGAGCUACUAACACACGGGUGGAAGAUUAGCUUUUGUAAUACUCGGUUUGCAUGUACCGAAAGUCAUCUGUCUUCUGAGUCAACAUUCCCGGCCUGGUAAAGAACCUGAUCAGGGCUCUGGUGAACAAGCCGUAGCACCUCUUCUGCCCGUGAGCGAUUUGUCACUUCCUUCUGUAAGACUGGCACCAGCAGACAUGCAGUCUCAGAGGAUCCCGGGGAGAAAGCGAGGCCGACCCCCACUGCACUCAACACCUAUGAAGAUGGCAGUGCAUAACCUUUAUUCUGCUUCAGCUGGUUCUUUGCCAGCAGCGAAGAUCCCAAAGAAAAGAGGGCGGAAGCCUGGGUACAAGCUCAAGUCUCGGGUUCUUAUGACUCCUUUAGCCCUCUCGCCUCCGCGGAGCACACCGGAGCCCGACCUCAGCUCCAUCCCUCAGGAUGCAGCCACCAUACCCAGCUUGGCCGCCCCACAGGCUCUCACAGUCUGCCUCUACAUCAACAAGCAAGCCAACGCAGGGCCAUACCUGGAGAGGAGGAAGGUGCAGCAGCUCCCUGAGCACUUCGGGCCCGAGAGGCCGUCGGCAGUCUUGCAGCAGGCCGUGCAAGCGUGCAUUGACUGUGCCCACCAGCAGAAGCUUGUCUUCUCCCUGGUCAAACAAGGCUAUGGUGGUGAGAUGGUAUCAGUGUCGGCAUCCUUCGAUGGGAAACAGCACCUGCGGAGCCUGCCUGUGGUGAACAGCAUCGGGUACGUCCUCCGUUUCCUCGCCAAGCUGUGCCGAAGCCUUCUGUGUGAUGACCUCUUCAGCCACCAGCCUUUCCCCAGGGGCUCCAGUGGCUCUGAGGAAACCCAGGAAAAGAAGGAAGGCAGAAUGGAGUCAGCAAAAACAGUCACCACUGAGGAGUGCCUGGCGAACCCUGUGGGCAUGAACCGCUACAGCAUGGACCCCUCCGCCUCCACCUUUAGCCACAGGGGCUCCUUGCCCACCUCUUCCUCGCUGUACUGCAAGAGACAGAACUCUGGAGAUGGCCACCUUGGGGGAGUCUUGGCCACCACUGCCAGUGGUCCCCGCUCCAGCCCCAUGUCCUCUGGAGGCCCCUUGACACCUGGGCUGAGGCCCCCAGGCUCCAGCCCCAAGAGAAACGGGACCCCUCUUGAAGGAAACAGAUGUGCCUCAAGCCCUUCCCCAGACGGACAGGAUGCCAGGCGGCCCCGGAGCAGGAACCCCUCCACCUGGACUGUGGAGGAUGUGGUCUGGUUCGUGAAAGACGCUGACCCGCAGGCUCUGGGGCCUCACGUGGAACUCUUCAGAAAGCACGAGAUUGAUGGCAAUGCUCUCUUGUUGCUGAAGAGUGAUAUGAUCAUGAAAUACUUGGGUCUGAAGCUGGGCCCCGCGCUGAAACUGUGCUACCAUAUUGAUAAACUGAAGCAAGCCAAAUUCUGAAGGUUUUUAAAAGAUAGAAGCAAUGUCCAGACAACAGAUCUCAAGAUCAUCUUCUGCCUUACCAACAUCCAGCCACCGUCAUAAAAUGGAUUCUCUUCUUAAAAUUAACAGCCACAAAGACUUGGCCUUUAAAAAAAAAAAAUGUGCAUCUCUGCCUUUAAAAACAAAAAAUUCAACAUGACCCUUUUGAAAGGCUCCUCUGUGUUAAUGAUUUGCCAAAAAUUAUGGAAAAGCCUAUUAUUUUAACAUUCCUGAUAGGCUGGUUGCUCUUAGAGUGGGUCCUAUUUUUAUGAUGAGAGAGCAGGGAACUGAAUGCUAUUGCCCAAGAAGAACCCUGAAGCGUUCUCACAAAGAUGUGAGAAGAAAGACCUCUGUCUCCACCACAGCACCACCUGUCUUUAACUCUGCCCUGGGGACCUAUCAUUGUGAGCCUUGCUUAAUUCAGCUCUGGAAGCCGUCUUAUGAGGGAAAAAUGCCUCACUUUGCACUAUCUGGAAAACUUGAAUUCUUUUGCCCUCUGACAGAGAAGAAAAAAGUCUUUUCUUUUCUAUUCCUAGUUAUUUGAAAUACUGUGUUGUCCCACUAGAGGGCAGACUGUUAAUGAAGUUUCAGGACCCUCACUGCAGUAGCCUGCUGAUCCGGUACUCCGUGGAUGGGUUAGGGUCUCUGUGAACAAGAUCUAGCCUACACAGACACGGGGAAUUUCUUCCACAGUCAGCACCACAGAUUGCAACUUGGGAAGAAACCGUCUCUUAGAGCAUUCUAGUUCAUACCCAGUCAUUAUUGAUGGACUGAGAUGCACAAGCAGCAAAGGCAAAAAUCUGGAAGUAUGUUCUUCCCAGAUGGGGCUUUGGAGUCCCUUCCUUUUCAGAGUCCUUACUGAGGUGUUGAUGUGUUGGCACGCCGAAGAGUCUUAGUGACAUUUAGCCAUGGGUGUUUCUUUAAAAAAGAAGAAGAAAAAUGUCUCAGAUAAGCUUUGAAAUGGAAGAGUGUUGAUUUCUAGUUACAUUGCUGGAUUACGUAGUUGUAUCGCUAGCUAAUUUUUCUAGUUCUCAACAAAUACACAGACAUGCUAUUAUUGGGUUUAAUUCAAUUUACAAAUAGGUUUUCUCCUUCCUCACCGUGAAGUAAUAGAAAAAAAAUUGAUUUUUUACCCCUUUGCAGCUGUGUCCAAGGAAGGACGAUGAAACCACAAUUGAAUAGGCAGGAAGGUGACCUCAUCUCCAUUCUUUUUAUUCUUCUCCUUUCUUUCUGUCCCUCUUUCUUUUAUUCUUCCUUCCUCACUGAACAGGAAGCGUAUCUUCAAACUGAAUUCACCUUCGCCAUGGGCAUAUCCUCUUAAAACAUCUAUAGCGUUGGAGGUGAGGAGAUGAAUGCUAGACUUUGCAAUCUCUGGGAGGGAGAGGAUCAAGGAAAGCUCAGGGCCUCCCAUGGCCAAGAUGCAAGUUAGGGAAAGCACACCUUCCUCUGGGAUGCAGCCGGCAGAGCAGAGCAGGGGUCUCACCUGAUGGCUGGAGCAGGGUGGGAUUUCAGCCCCUCAUCCUUCAACCAGGUGCCCUGGUGCAGGACAGGGGCUGUACGACCUUGAGGACAGCCAGGGUAGAUCUGAAUGCUGAUCUUCUCUUCGAUCAGGUAGAACUUAGAUGAAGAUCCUAAGGAAUAUUCCAUGCCAUGCCGUUAGACCCAUUUUGAUGAGCGAUAAUCGAGAAAGCACAUCAUAGCAAAAUCCCUUCUUAGACACACACCUGGUAGCUGGACUGAAAGCAUGGCAGAGAAGGGGAGGAGGAGACCGUCCUAAACCUGGCCCCUGAAUUGAGCUGGAGUCAUCAGGUUGUGGGAGAGCUUCAUGUCUGCUGCUUUCAGCACCUGACAAAGCUACCCCGGUGUCAUCAGGCCUUGGGACAGAGUCUUCCAACAUCUUAGAUAAAAUGACUCUGUCCCUCAGAGUGUAAGUUAAGUGCUCAUGGCUGGUCUGGAGCUAGAUAAGUUCCCUCAAAAGCCAACGUGAAAAUGGUGAGGCCCAGAAAACCCCACCACAACUCGCCCACCCUUUCUGCAUCCGCGGGUUUCCACUCACAUUCCUCUCUCAGACCUGUCGCGCCUCUUCUGCCAACACCUACCUUGUUGAGAGACUUUCAAAGCUUCCUACCCACCCUCACCAGUGCCUCCCUCACUACAAAAGCAGGAGCAUUGGUGCCCCCAAAUUAAAAUCAUCCCCAAACAAUGUCAAAGAGAUACUGUGAGUAGUUUUCGGGGGAGAGAGAUUUUCUCCUCUCAAGUCGAGGAGAAAACUGGAUCCAUGUUCACGUGUAACUGCUCUCACGGAGGUGCGAUCUCAUUUUGCAUUAAACUUUAAGCAGGACAGAUUGCUGAAGCCAUGAUAUUUAAGGUUUGACUUUUUAAAAAUCUCAUUACUCUUAAAAUGAAUGCUGCCAUAUCAGAAAAUAACCCAGGGAGGAAAUUCCUCCUUGCCUGUUUUUGCACUGAAAUGCAAUUAGCCAACCAAAUUAUUGUAGCAAUACUGCAAUUAUAAUUAAUUUUCACCCCUUUCAAAAAUCUUGUCAGACCAGGCAGCUAAAUAGCUCAGCAAAUGUAAAACAUGCCAGGCCAUUUCCUCUAAAUGGACCUUAAAGAGUCAGGCCAUGUGUGUCAUUCUCGUCCAAACGCGAGCUUAUUUUGGGAACCUCACACUUGUUAUUCCAUGGCAGUAGCUUUGCUUCAGGUCGCGGUGAAUAAUGAUAUAGUUUUGCAUAAUUCCAAAUUAGAGUGGGUGAGUGUGUGUGUGCAUGUCCAGACAUUUCCAAUCACCUGUGUCAAACAUUUUUUAAAAAAAAUCUAAAGACAAUUCUAUUGCCUAAAUCAUUUUAAGUGUUUUAUAAGUGCAUGAUUCCCUUUGUGAAGACUUCAGGUAAAAAGAUGUAGGGUGUGUGUGUGUGUGUGUGUGUGUGUGUGUUAGUUCUAACAGUAGUUGGAAGAGCCUAGAAGAGGCCGAGAGCGGAUCAGUUUUACAGUUGCUUGGUUUAGAAUGCCUCCCAGCUGCAACUUGGAGCAGAACCCACUCUAGGCUGUUAUGACCAGCUAUCCCCUCUGCUGCCAGCAGGGUGCGCCCUGGAGGCAGUUGGGGGACGGUUCUGGGGUUCUGGGCCUGCAUCCCACAGGCUGGCUGGCUGGGUCAAGCCAGCCCAGGGCCCCUGUGACUGAGGCAGAGACCUAGCCAGGCAGCCCGUGGGGCAGGGAACAGACGUCUUGAGCGCCUUGUUUAGUGCCCACCAGAGCGUUCACCGGGCUCCCAUCAUUUCUCUUCAGCGGGGCUGCCGAGGUUUUUUCCUUUCAUCAGGAAAAAGGAAUGAAGAACUCCUCAGGAGAACCAAAUGGAAGGAAUCCUGAGCGAAGUUUGGUUUACUUGAGGAGGAAACCAGUGAAAGAGGGAAGAUACAACUAUAAAUUUCAUAGGAAAACAACAAAAAGCACCUCUUCUGACAGCCUCAACCCUUGAAGCAGCAAUAACCUAUUUUUGUAUUUAUGUGCUGUAUAGAAUAUUUUUUUUAAUUAAAAUCAUUUUUUUAAUUAUUUUCUGAGAUUGCUUUAGGAGGAUUUUGUCGUAACUCUGAAGAUAAUCGGAAACUCCCAGCAGUGACCAAGGACUUGAAUUUAGUCAUUGGCAGAAAGUCGGGAAAGAUGGAAACAUUCUCCUUGAUGUCUCCAUAGUCAGGUUUUCAUACAUGUGAGCAGGAGGCGUUCUGAUCUCUCUCUGUCUGGGAAGGUGACAGCCGAAUCCUCUCCCUGGUAAAGUUCCUGUCCUUAACCGUGCCCUGCAUGAAAAAGCCAGAAACCAAAGGCACAAAUAGGUCAUCUCCCUGUCUCGGUAAGAGAAAAAUAGGGCUGACCGCAUUGCCUUUUCCCUAACUGGAUGGUCUUCCUCCCUUCUAAAGAUUGAAAAGGGUGUGUGUAUGCACAUUCAUGCGUGUAUUUAUGAUUGGGUUUGGGAAUUUGAGAUAAAGGUCAUCCAGUGAAAGUUUAUGCAUCAACUGCUUGUGCCAAGGCCCGUGUGCAAGGAGGAUCUGGUACAUGUAUUGCAGACACUCCAACUACUCGAAAAUUCAUUGUGCUUUCACUUUUUGUGGACGUAAUGGAAUUCUGGAACAUUACUUCAAUUCCAGGCUUUAUUUAGAAGUGCUUGGAGAGUGUGGAGCUUUGAGCCUAGGAAAUGGUGUCAUUUUAGGGGCUAGCUUUUUUUUUUAUUAUUAUUAUUAUUCCAAUGGAUCUAAUUUUGCAGACCAGAAAUCAAUGAAUAGAACCCGUUGUAAUGGGGAACAGCAUUUCCAUUGGAGAGGAAGAGCAGUAAACUCUGUCACCCGGGGAAAGAGCCUCUCCUUAAUUUUUGUUCUUUGUAAGCAUGAUGCAAUCAGUGUUUCCUAAUAUUGGGACAAUCCUCUCGCUUCGAACUGUUUCUAUGUAAUUGUGUCACAUAAUGAUAAAUUGUAAUAGGCAAUUUGGUUCUGUAAUUCAGUUUGCCAAGCAUGCAAACAUACGAUAACUAGGUUAAAUGCAAAUAAGCAUUACACUAAGGUACAAAAAACAGGGGAGAAAAAAAACGCUGUGUCCGUAACUUAGAAAGAACAUGAAUUUUAUUCCUCAUGUGCCUCAAAAUGUAGUUUGUUAAAGUUAUUUAUCCUCUCAUUUAAUUUCAUCACAUACUGUUUAUACUAUAAUUAUCUGUGUACGAACAUACAUGUAUUCUUACUGCAUACAUUGACAGAUCUCUCAUGUGCAAUAAGUAGGCUCCAAACAAGCAUGUUGUCGGAGUGAGCCGAUGUGCUCAUUUUUUACGGUAAUAGACGAUUAUAUAUAAGACACCAUAUCAAAACGUGCUUUUAAUUUUUCAAAGCCUUUUUGUUAUUGUACAUAAGCUUUUUUCCUUUGGGCCAAUUUUUUAAUUAUUUAGAGAUCUAUUUUUAAUAUAUUCCUUUGAAUAGUGACUGGUAGGUACACUAGAGUCAGAUAUGUAGUUUCAUUAAAUAAACACUACUGGCCUUAAUGAUUUUAAUAUUUUGGGGUGCUUUUUUCAUUUUUGAUGCAGUAUUCUUUUUUUCUAGUACAGUGUAUUGUGGGCCUGGGAGUGAUUCAAUAAAAUUUCUAAAUCUUAAGAUUCCAAGACAAUGCAGUAUUUUCUGUUCAUGCUGUAAAAAGUAUUUCUGUAUUUUAAUAAAGAAUGGAAUUUAUGUGAGACCGUA
Messenger RNA from Leopardus geoffroyi (Geoffroy's cat), 6741 nucleotides. It is a transcript of the gene SCML4, whose product is annotated as Scm polycomb group protein like 4. Lineage: Eukaryota; Metazoa; Chordata; Mammalia; Carnivora; Felidae. The record is from RefSeq and is a predicted model, not a curated record. Bases 263 to 1507 code for a protein of 414 amino acids. The transcript is spliced from 9 exons. Gene Ontology annotation, molecular function: protein binding.